AGUAAAAGAGUAAACACACUGUUAUAACACACUGGCAGCUUAUCAGAUGUUAUGCAUGCAACUGUCCAUGGUGUCUGCAAAACCGUCUACAAGAAAAGGUCACAGAAGAAAGGAUCUACCUUUCUGAACUGUUACACAGAAAGCUGCGAUGCGUUUCUGAUCUGAAUGGAUGAUAAAAAUGAAGAUUGAUCAAUUUAAAGUCGUUGGCGUCUUGUGCUUUGCUUUCGUCACUAUAGGAGGACAAAGUUUCGAAAGUAAAGUGGCACAGUUACUCCAGGACGAAGCGGACGAUAUCAAAUGUUUUGUGGAGGGCAAGAAAGAUCUGACUUGCUUUUGGGAGGAUCAACAGGAAAAUAAUGAUUCGCACAGUCAAUAUACAUUCACCUAUUUAUAUGAGCAUGAUAAGAGCAGAAUUUGUGUCGUUUCAUCGCUGGUUUUACUGGCCAGCAACAAAACGGUGUACUUCUGCAAACUCCCUCAAAUCCUGUUCUUCACGCUCCUUGACGUUCAGGUGCUUCAUGACGGCCAGAUGCUUUACAACCGUAGCCUGAACGUUGAGAACGUCUUGCUUCUCGAUCCCCCCAGAAACCUCACAGUGGUGAGCUCAGGAAAAGAAGGGCAGUUAAAUGUGAGCUGGUUGCCUCCACCUCUCAAAUACAUGGAUGACAGUAUGAUAUACGAGGUCAGAUACGCAGUGGAGGGAAGUCACAUGGGCAAGGUGGAUGAGAUAAAAGCCAGCACAAUGCUGAUCCUGCGUGGAUUACAGCCCGGCACCAAGUACAAGGUGUGGGUCCGCGUCAAACCCGAUGGCGUCUCCUACAAAGGUUACUGGAGCGCCUGGACUGAACCUGUGUUUGAAACAACACCACAAAGUGACAUGGAUCCGUUGAUCGUGUUACUGGUUUUGUUUAUUGCAUUGAUUCUGUUCAUACUCUCAGUGACUGUGAUACUGUCCCACCACAAGUUUCUUCUGAAGAAAGUGUGGCCUGAGAUCCCGACUCCAGAGCACAAAUUUCGAGGUCUCUUCACUGUCUACGAAGGAGAUUUUAAGGAAUGGAUGUACCAAAAUAACGGGAGUAUGUGGGGAAGAUCUGUUCAUGUCUACACAGAGGAACUUCCUUCACCUCUGGAGGUUCUGUCAGAGAUCUCAUUGGCCAGCCAUCCGACUUCCUUAAGAGACGAAAGAAAAACUACGGAGGAUGAUGAGGAAAAGAUGGAAAGCGAUGGUACUGACUCUGGACUAACAGGUAGCUGGCAGGAACCCCCUCACAGCCAUUGGUUUAUGGAUCAGUUGAGGGCACUUCAGGGAAACCCAUCCCUUUCCCAGUCAUUGUUACUGGAGUCACACGACACAUACGUCACUCUUAACCAUCACUCCCAGCAUGCCCAAAUAGAAGGCGAAAGCCGGUUGGGCGAUGUCUUUGAGGAGUCUUUACCUCUGCAGACGCUCUUCACCAAUGAGGGAACGUCAUCUUUGAGCGCCUCACAUUCAGACAUCGGCUCUCUUCCGCAGAGCUCGGGUUCGGGCAGACUGUCUUCGCAAUCCAGCUUCGAGUAUCCUAACCACACGUGGCCGCCCAAAGGGCCGGGUUACGCCUACAUGGCGAAUGCAGACUCUGGCGUUUCCAUGGACUAUAGCCCGAUGAGCUCGAGCAGGAUAGAGGAACUUGGGAAACGGGCGAUCUACACCAAUGAAUACAAAAACGAGAUUUUUAGCCACAAGUGGCCGAUCUCCGGUCAACGCAUUGAAUCUGGAUACUGACACUACACUUUCAGAUCAGGAUUUCUGUUGGAGACAUGACGUUUGGGGCACACAUGAAAACACUAGGAUCUUUGAAAUGGUAAAACAUAAUCCAUCAGAUAAAAUAAGCUAGUUGUGUUAUGGCAGCUGUUUUUUAUUUUUAUAAUAUUUUUAAUCUCUUAGUCUUUUAAUCGGUGGCACUUUCCACAAAUAGGUUUUCGAAAUCAGGUAUUCGAUUACAGCUAUAAAUCCCAAUUUUUGGAACUUAUGAUCUGUCUUAGAUUAUGUAUUAUGAAACAUAACAUUAAAUGUUACGUAAAAAAUACAUCAAAUAUCUGUACAAUUUUGUUACAGUUAGCAAACCCUCAUAUAAAUAAAUAAAUA
Molecule: messenger RNA, 2125 nt
Organism: Paramisgurnus dabryanus
Lineage: Eukaryota; Metazoa; Chordata; Actinopteri; Cypriniformes; Cobitidae
Gene: epor
Product: erythropoietin receptor
Biological process (GO): cytokine-mediated signaling pathway
Cellular component (GO): external side of plasma membrane; membrane
Molecular function (GO): cytokine receptor activity; protein binding
Source: RefSeq, a predicted model, not a curated record